Molecule: messenger RNA, 1503 nt
Organism: Stylonychia lemnae
Lineage: Eukaryota; Ciliophora; Spirotrichea; Sporadotrichida; Oxytrichidae
Source: the annotation of a GenBank genome assembly
AUGACGCGGAUCAUCAUACUAAUUUUGGCUCACCAACAUCUGUAAAUGAAAAAUCUGUUGAAAUUAAUCCAAGGUAACUUAUUAUUAGACAUGAAAUUCCAUAAUAGAGAGGAAAUAAAUCAGUUGAAAAAGACUAAUGCUGUUUUGAAGAAAAAAUUAAAACAACUGACUUUAGCUCUUGAUGUCUCUCUAAAUAAAACGUAAUCUGUGCAUGAUUAGCAAAUAAAUGGAGGCUAGAAUAACAAUUCCUAAGAUUAUUAAGCACUGAAUGAUAUUAUAUAUCAGAAGGAUAAGGAAAUAAACUUAUUGAGACAAACUAUUGAAUAACAAAUGAAUGAGAUCAAAGGGUAUAAAAACAAGGGAUAUUUGCCAAGUGGCUAUGACAAAAUUCUGGAUCUAUAGGCGAAGCUUAACAAUGCUGAAUAAAAAAACACGGAUCUAAUAAAGGAACUUAAGUCAAUGCAUAAGAUUUAAGUAGAGCAAGGAAGAGCUCUGGAGAAAAUAACUGAUGAAAAUGAUUAUCCUUUGAGAAUAAAGGCUUUAGUAGAGGAGAUGAGGUAUUCAAAGGAAAGGAUAAGAGGGCUAGAGCUGAAACUAAGGAAUGAAGAGAGAACAAAUAAGUAGUAGUAGGAGCAUAUGGUUAGGCUAGAGGAAACAAUAAGAGAGCUAAAGGGUCAUUCUAAGAAAAAUCAAGCUAUAGCAGAAGGGGGCUCUAAAGUCGAAGCAAAUAAACCUUAUCACCUGAUGAAAGCAGAUGAGAAAAUAGAAGAAUUGAAUAGAGUAGUGGAAAUGCUGACUAAAGCAAAGGAAAAAGACUAUAAGAAUUUUAACUUUCAAAAGGCCAAAUAUGAAAAACAAAUAAAAGAGCUCUUAUAAAAACUUGAAGAGCAAUCUAAAAACAUUUCUGAUAAGGAUAAAGUAAAUUAAUGGUCAGUAAAUCUUAACUAUUUCUAGGAAUUGAAAUUGCAAGGAUUUAAGCUAAGAUAGUUAAUGCAGGAAGAAUAUAGACAGCCAUUUGUGAAAAAGAACUUUGAAGAGCUUGAUAGGCUGGCUUCUCCUAAAGUUAUAAAAAGAGCUGAUCUGGAGUAAGGUGCUUAAGUGAAAUUAGAUGGAAGGAAGGAGAUCUAUCUCAAAUAUGGAAAGCUUCCUUUGAAGCCAGGCUUUAAUAAAAGAAAAAUAGAUUUUAAGGAGAAAAUGGCAUUGCUUGACAUAGAAGUAUAUGGGUCAUCGAAUGAAUAAAACAGAUCUCGAAGUGUUAACCCUCUUUCUAAAUAAAAGUACAAGAGACUAAAUCAAACUACUUUAGAUAUGGAUAAUGCCGCAGACUAGAUUAUCGAAAAUAGUCUGAAUUAAUUUAAGACUGAAAUUGAUAGAGAACGCAACCAAAGGGAAGAUCAAGACUAUUUGGAAUAAAUGUAUGACAACUUAGGAGGUAAAGUUUUCGACAUCAACCAUGAUCUGAAUGUGAAUACAAUAUCGUAUGUAAAUCAAAAGGCAAAUUGA